Medicago truncatula (barrel medic) is the source of this 1036-nucleotide messenger RNA. RefSeq lists its product as uncharacterized. Lineage: Eukaryota; Viridiplantae; Streptophyta; Magnoliopsida; Fabales; Fabaceae. The record is from RefSeq and is a predicted model, not a curated record. The coding region runs from base 40 to 852 and encodes 270 amino acids. The transcript is spliced from 7 exons. Gene Ontology annotation, cellular component: cytosol.
GACACUCUCACACUCUUAAGAAACACUAUCUCAAAGUCAAUGGAUUCUACAAUUAUGACAGCUGAUCAGAGUCAUCAGAGAGUGAUAAUACCCAACAAGCACGGCGAAAAACUCGUUGGCAUAUUACAUGAAUGUGGAGCAACCAACGACAUUGUUAUCUUAUGUCAUGGCUUUCGUUGCACUAAAGAUACCAAUCUCAUGUUGAACCUUGUUGCUGCAUUGGAAAAGGCACAAAUUAGUUCUUUCCGUUUUGACUUUUCUGGAAAUGGGGAAAGCGAAGGUUCGUUCCAGUAUGGUAACUAUUGGGGAGAGGUGGAUGAAUUACACGCGGUUGUUCAACAUUUCCGUGAAUCAAAUCGUGCAAUCCCUGCAAUUUUUGGACAUAGUAAAGGAGGUGACAUAGUGCUUCUGUAUGCUUCCAAAUAUCAUGACAUUAAAACUGCUGUCAACCUCUCUGGGCGUUAUGAUCUGAAGGCAGGCAUCGAAGAACGCCUUGGUAAAGAUUAUUUGGAAAGAAUCACGAAUGAGGGUUUUAUUGAUGUGAAGACGAAGUCAGGAAGUUUGGAUUACCGUGUUACUAAGGAAAGUUUAAUGGAUCGCAUGGGUACAAAUAUGCAUGAAGCGUGCCUGCAGAUUGACAAAGAAUGCAGGGUCCUUACGGUUCACGGUUCUUCUGACAAAAUUAUCCCCGUUCAAAGUGCACACGAGUUUGCUAAGGUCAUACCAAAUCACAAGUUGCAUAUCAUUAAACGAGCCAAUCAUGCAUACAGUAGUCAUCAAGAUGUGUUAUCCUCAGUUGUUAUGAGCUUCAUCAAGGAAACUAUUGACCCUAAUAAGGGUACUGUUAGCUAGGUCUGUCUUGCUUGGACAUGAACUCCUCAUUUUCCUAUAAUAUUCUUGUUUUUCCAAGUGAUAUAAGUCACUAUUAAGUAGAUUAACCGAUUAAUUCAAACACCUUCGUCAUGGUAAAUAAUCCGGAUGAAGAUAUUAAAAAAGGGUAAAUUAGAUUUAUCUCUCUCCAAGUUUGGUGAAAUUA